Messenger RNA from Wallemia ichthyophaga EXF-994, 1365 nucleotides. Its product is annotated as Glucokinase. The coding region runs from base 1 to 1365 and encodes 454 amino acids. Gene Ontology annotation, biological process: intracellular glucose homeostasis; glucose 6-phosphate metabolic process; glycolytic process. Gene Ontology annotation, cellular component: cytosol; mitochondrion. The record is from RefSeq and is a predicted model, not a curated record. NCBI's taxonomy places the organism in Eukaryota, Fungi, Basidiomycota, Wallemiomycetes, Wallemiales, Wallemiaceae. The transcript has 8 exons. Gene Ontology annotation, molecular function: D-glucose binding; mannokinase activity; ATP binding.
AUGAACUUCUCUGAAAAAUUAAUCGUCGACGACAACGCCCUGUUUAAAAUCAAAAAUGAAAUUCAAGCUGAGUUCUCUCACGGCCUUAAUUACCACGGCACAGACGUAUCGAUGAUCCCCACGUUCGUCUAUGGCUUGCCGGAUGGAACUGAAUGCGGCACCUAUUUAAGCCUGGACCUGGGCGGCACAAAUAUGCGUGUCUGUGAAGUUAAUCUUUCUGGUGACAGGAACUUCUCCAUUUCUCAGGAGAAGUAUAAAAUCACUGAGGAUCUCAAGACAGGCGAGUUCACUGAGUUAUUCUCGUACAUGGCCAAAUCUAUUGGUCACUUUAUAUCCACAAAGUCUCAAUCCAAGCAAGGUCAGAGAAUCCCACUCGGUUUCACCUUCUCCUUCCCCGUCGAUCAGUCUGCUAUCAACUCAGGCAAAUUGAUCGGCUUCACCAAGGGCUUCAAUGCCAAGAAUGCCGUUGGGAAGGAUGUCGUUGAGACGCUACAGGAUUGUCUCAAUAAGCAAAACAUUCCUGUCGAUGUCGUUGCGUUGGUCAAUGAUACUGUCGGCACUUUGCUCGCUCACUCGUAUCAAUCUGGCGGUGCGAAGAUCGGUGCUAUCUUUGGCACUGGCACUAACGGUGCGUACUUGGAAGAUCUUACCGAGAUCAAGAAGCUUGACGACGAAGCCAAAAACCCCAAAGCUGGUUCUAAAAUGGUCGUCAACACCGAAUGGGGCAACGUUGACAACGCCAGAAGUGUGUUGCCGAUAACUGAAUGGGAUGAUAUUGUCGACUCUGCGUCGAUCAAUCCACGCAGACAGUCUUUCGAAAAACUUAUCUCGGGUAUGUACCUAGGUGAGAUAUUGCGGAGGCUGCUGGUGGAUCUGCACGCCAAGCAAGAGUUUCUCAGCAACACGAGCACGCUUCCGGAGGCUUUUAACACGCAGUACGGGCUAGACACGGCUCUCAUGUCUGAUUCUCUCAGAGACUCAGACGGUGAGACCACACAUACGAAGCAGGUGCUGGGUGCAUUAGGCGUAUCUGCAGAAAAUGUUCGCGAGCUGGAUGCGCAGCUUUUCAGAGAUGCUUCGCAACUGAUCGGGUUGCGCGCUGCCAGAUUCAGUGCGUGUGCUCUCGCAGCCGUGAUCGAGUCAGAGGCGAGUGAGAACGCCGCGGGAGAUAUCAACAUUGGGCUGGAUGGAUCUGUCAUCGAGUUCUUCCCGAGAUUCGAACAAUCUAUCCGGGAUGCUCUCAACGUCAUUCUCGGCAACCAGGCUGAAAAACGUAUCAAAAUUGGACUGGCUAAGGAUGGAAGUGGAGUGGGAGCUGCUCUAUGCGCCUUGCAAGCUAUUAAGCAGGGAGUUGCGAAGAAAUAG